GAGAAUUCAUGUAAUGAAGGCCUUAAUCAGGAGAGAAUUCCAGACCAUACCAACGAACUCAAAGCUCGAACAAAGGAGAAACAGUGGACAGUGGAAACAAAGGGAAACAGUGGACAGUGGCACUCUCCGAUUAGAGGAGAAAUAGUGGACAGUGGCACUCUCCGACAUACCCGGCUGGCGAGAAUCGAAGCCGUUGCUGAGUUUAGACUACGUAUCGGACAGGAUUGCCCCGUUGAUGAGUUUAGACUACGUACCGAACACGAUUGCCUAUAA
Messenger RNA from Rodentolepis nana, 273 nucleotides. The record is from the annotation of a GenBank genome assembly. NCBI's taxonomy places the organism in Eukaryota, Metazoa, Platyhelminthes, Cestoda, Cyclophyllidea, Hymenolepididae.